This is a messenger RNA of Penaeus monodon (black tiger shrimp), 1560 nucleotides long. Its product is annotated as neuropeptide Y receptor type 6-like. The transcript has 2 exons. Gene Ontology annotation, biological process: G protein-coupled receptor signaling pathway. The record is from RefSeq and is a predicted model, not a curated record. Gene Ontology annotation, cellular component: membrane. Bases 120 to 1478 code for a protein of 452 amino acids. Gene Ontology annotation, molecular function: neuropeptide Y receptor activity. NCBI's taxonomy places the organism in Eukaryota, Metazoa, Arthropoda, Malacostraca, Decapoda, Penaeidae.
UGAAAAACCUUUGACUGAUUUACUGUGUACCUGAAAUCUGCUUCACUCUCUUCCACCAGCUACCUCUUCGCACCUAAAAAAAAGUGUAAUAAAAGUGUACUAAAAAAGUGUAAUAAACCAUGGAAAACAUAUCCUUCACUCCUGAGCCUGGACUAUGUUCAGGAAGUCUGUGUCCAUUUCAGUCCAACGAAUUCAAGAUGUUGGGGGGGCGUGUGGACCCGGGAACCAGCUUAGACGAUGAGAUGAAUGACCAGUUGGAGUCCUUCUUGAAGAGCUCCGUGCUUCCUACUGGCGCUAACCAGACCCUCUCAUGGUCCGUGAUCAUGAGCAUCUUGCAGGAGACCAACCAGAAGAGUUAUCUCGGUACUACUGCUAAGGUGUCCCUCAUUAUUGUGUACACACUUCUCAUAACUGUCGGGAUCCUCGGCAAUCUCAUUGUGGCCUUCGUUAUUGGUCACCGUCCAGAGCUCCGAACAGCAAGGAACGUUUACAUCGUCAACCUUACUGUGUCCGACGUCAGCAUGUGUCUGGUGUGUAUGCCCUUCACAUUAGUGAACCUGUUGCAUAAAAAAUGGAGCCUCGGCAACUUCAUUUGCAAGUUAGUGCCUGUCUUGCAAUGCACGAACAUACUGGUAUCGACGGCAACGAUUGUGGCCAUUGCGGCAGACCGCUAUCUAACUAUUGUGUGUGUGCAGCGAAACAGGGAUGCGCGAGCAUAUGUACCAUGGUCAGUGGCAGCGAUCUGGGUCGUAUCUUUGCUAUUUCCGCUGCCACUUUUUGCUUACUACUUUGUGGACCGUGUGGAGAUCAAAGACUACAUUCUGAUCGAGAGGUGUGUGGAAUCGUGGUCGUCACCAGUAGUCAAGUAUGCAUGGAACAUGACCCUCAUCAUCAUGCAAUAUAUCAUCCCCAUUGUGGUGCUGAGCUUCGUACAUGGACGCAUCCAGAAAUACCUGAGCACUCAUCAGAUGUCACAACGGGAUGCCCGGCGAGCCCAGCGUGAAAUUGAACGCAACAGAAGGACCACUGUCCUACUUACAUCUAUUGCUGUCACCUUUGCCAUCUGCUGGUUACCGUGGCAUGUCGUCAACCUGCUCGCUGACUUCAACUAUCCAGGUUUUAGUGAACCAGAGUAUUUCUACAUGGUCUUUGGUUCCUGUCAUGCCGUUGCCAUGAGUUCCGCCUGCAUCAACCCUGUGCUCUAUGGCUGGCUCAACACAAACCUUAGACAGGAGCUCACGCAGGUUAUACCAAAGCUACUGCGAAAGGCUUCGUGUCCUUUUCGACAAACCGAUGAGAGCGGCAGUCCUGUCGUUGGCGUUCCCGUGGUGGAAAGCGUUUCUUUGCUGGUCUACAAGCCCAAGGAAAAUCCGAGAGGGAAGAGGACUCUGGAAGAACUAACCGAAUUCACUUUCGAAGAGCAAGCGCCACCUACGGUUCCCCCCAUCGCGACAGGCUUUUCGAGUAACAAAGCUUGAGGAUCCUUUAUUGCAGCUAUCCGCGUCGAUGACAUCAUGAGGAAGAGGUACGUUAAUGAUCAUUAACUAAUGUCAUUUGUGU